Pristis pectinata (smalltooth sawfish) is the source of this 561-nucleotide messenger RNA. RefSeq names its product BCL2 like 16 (gene bcl2l16). The transcript has 2 exons. Gene Ontology annotation, cellular component: mitochondrial outer membrane. NCBI's taxonomy places the organism in Eukaryota, Metazoa, Chordata, Chondrichthyes, Rhinopristiformes, Pristidae. Gene Ontology annotation, biological process: regulation of apoptotic process; extrinsic apoptotic signaling pathway in absence of ligand; intrinsic apoptotic signaling pathway in response to DNA damage. Gene Ontology annotation, molecular function: protein heterodimerization activity; protein homodimerization activity. Bases 1 to 561 code for a protein of 186 amino acids. The record is from RefSeq and is a predicted model, not a curated record.
AUGGGACAAAGCACUGAACAUGUGGUGCAAGAGGCCUAUGUAAUGUCGCAGGAUUACAUCAGGUACGUGACUGGUAGGACAUCAAAGGCAGCUCCCAGUGUGACUGCAGCAGCCCUGAGACACGCAGGUGAUGACCUCCUGGUGAAAUAUCCCAUCUUCUUCAAACGAUGGCCCCGGGUUUUCAAGGACGUUUGCUCUGACAACGCCUGUGACUAUUUAUUCAAGAUCCUGGAUGAGCAUUUUCAACCAGAGAAACCCUGGCAGAAGAAAGAGCUGACGUGGAGUGGGAUCCUUUCUAUUUACGUGCUGGCAGGACAGCUGGCUAUAUACUGUCAGAAGAAUGGCAUGGAGUCAGUGCUAGAGGAGCUGGAACUCAGAGUGGGACAGUACGUGGAGAGUAAAGUAUGUCCAAGUAUUAGAGAUAAGGGAGGAUGGUCUGGUUUUGUGGAGCGCUACGCUGAGAAGGAAGAGCCGGAACAUACGGUGAUUCGAGCUUGUUGUGGAGUGUUACUCUUGCUGGCCACCAUGUCCCUGACUUACUAUUUUUACAGGAGGUUAUGA